AAGAUAGUAAAAAUGUUCGUAUGGGGUUAAACUCCAGGUAGUCAAUACUGAUGGUAGAUAUAAUGAGGCGACCGGCUGUCAUAAUUUCACAAAGUUGCUGACUAUAUUUGAACAUAGUACUCACAAGUUUUUCCGAGAGGGAAGUAGCUAAGGUACUGAAGAAAAUGAAGAAUAAAUUUGCAUGUGGGUCAGAUGGCAUCCCAUCAUUUUUAGUUCAUGACUGUGCUUCUGUCAUCUCUCAACAUCUGACAUCGAGAUUUAACCUAUGCUUAAAGACUAGUACAUUUCCUGACAUUUGGCGUAAAUCAAAGAUGACUAGAAGGUUUAUUACGUUGUCGAAAGCAGCGCGGAUUUUGCACGACAGCAGGGCGACAUCGGCAAGGUAUUAAAAUGGUUAAAUACUCCCAAUCCACAUCAGUGAAGUCAAUUUUGGCCAAAGUAAAUCCU
Molecule: messenger RNA, 447 nt
Organism: Acanthoscelides obtectus
Lineage: Eukaryota; Metazoa; Arthropoda; Insecta; Coleoptera; Chrysomelidae
Source: the annotation of a GenBank genome assembly